GGGGCGUUCACCAUCAAAGCUGUGGAUGACCCGAGGACCUUGAACAAGAUCGUGUACAUUAGGCCGCCGGCCAAUACGAUCUGCUUCAACGAUCUUGUUACCUUGUGGGAGAAGAAAAUCGGCAAGAAGCUGGAGAGGAUCUACAUCUCUGAAGAACAGCUUCUCGAGAACAUCCGAGAGUCUGCACCGCCGCUGAAUGUGAUACUGGCAAUCGGGCACUCGGUGUUUGUGAAGGGAGACCAUACCAACUUCGAGAUAGAGCCGUCGUUUGGAGUUGAAGCGUCGGAGCUUAAACCUGAUGUUGAGUACUCGACUGUGGAUGAGUAUCUUACCCAGUUUGUCUGA
Messenger RNA from Linum tenue, 345 nucleotides. The record is from the annotation of a GenBank genome assembly. NCBI's taxonomy places the organism in Eukaryota, Viridiplantae, Streptophyta, Magnoliopsida, Malpighiales, Linaceae.